Parus major (Great Tit) is the source of this 936-nucleotide messenger RNA. It is a transcript of the gene DLX5, whose product is annotated as distal-less homeobox 5. Bases 73 to 561 code for a protein of 162 amino acids. The transcript is spliced from 2 exons. Gene Ontology annotation, molecular function: RNA polymerase II cis-regulatory region sequence-specific DNA binding; DNA-binding transcription factor activity, RNA polymerase II-specific. The record is from RefSeq and is a predicted model, not a curated record. Gene Ontology annotation, biological process: regulation of transcription by RNA polymerase II; cell differentiation; anatomical structure formation involved in morphogenesis. NCBI's taxonomy places the organism in Eukaryota, Metazoa, Chordata, Aves, Passeriformes, Paridae.
AGCUUAACGUGUGCGUCUCUUUACCGCUCUUGCGCCCGUGCAGAGAAGGAGGUGGCGGAACCCGAGGUGCGGAUGGUGAACGGCAAACCAAAGAAAGUGCGCAAACCCCGGACUAUUUAUUCCAGCUUUCAGCUGGCAGCGUUGCAGAGGAGGUUUCAGAAGACCCAGUACCUCGCCCUGCCCGAGCGGGCCGAGCUGGCAGCCUCCCUGGGACUCACGCAAACACAGGUGAAAAUCUGGUUUCAGAAUAAAAGAUCCAAGAUCAAGAAGAUCAUGAAAAACGGGGAGAUGCCUCCGGAGCACAGCCCCAGCUCCAGCGACCCCAUGGCCUGCAACUCUCCACAGUCACCUGCGGUUUGGGAACCUCAGGGCUCGUCCCGCUCCCUCAGCCACCAUGCCCAUGCACACGCUCACCCUCCAAACUCCAACCCGUCCCCUGCAUCCAGCUACCUGGAGAGCUCCGCUUCCUGGUACCCCGCUGCCAACUCCAUCAACUCCCACCUCCAACCCCACGGCUCCCUACAGCACCCGUUAGCGCUGGCCUCUGGGACGAUUUAUUAGAGCCUGGUCCUUAUUAUUUUAUUUUUUGUAAUUUUUUUUUUUUUUUUGUUCCUUGGACUCCUGUGUUUUACUGUUAAGGAAUAAUAACGAAAGGAAUGCAUAUGGGGAAUUUUUAAAAGGGAAAAGAAACAAACAAAAAGAUUAAAAUGUGUAAAGCUUGUGCAUGUAACUUAUUGCAUUUCAAAGGAAACCCUUUUUUAUACAAUACGGACAUUUUUUGGCUCAGCUGUGGACACUAUCAUUGGUGCCUUGAAAUCUAUGACCUCAACUUUUCCAGAGACUUUUUUCAAUGUUAUUUUAACCUGUAAAUAAUUGUAGAUAGAGGAAUUAAACUGUAUAUUCUGAAUAAAAUAAAAUUAUUUCGACCAAGAGAAA